Molecule: messenger RNA, 3248 nt
Organism: Myotis daubentonii (Daubenton's bat)
Lineage: Eukaryota; Metazoa; Chordata; Mammalia; Chiroptera; Vespertilionidae
Gene: ANKRD35
Product: ankyrin repeat domain 35
Exons: 12
Coding region: 222-3248 (1008 amino acids)
Molecular function (GO): actin binding
Source: RefSeq, a predicted model, not a curated record
UUGCCUCCGCUGCGGCGGAGCGGGCAGGGCCAGGGGCGGAGUUUUCAGCGCAGCCCGCGGGUCUGGUCUCUGAUUGAGCGCGGCGGCCCUGGGGGCGGGACGGCUCUGCUUUUGACAGCUUGCCCCGGCACAGCCGCGACUGAGUUCGGUGGGUUCGGGAUCCUGUGGCCCCUUGCUCCGCGCGUCCCCGUCCCCCCGUGGCCCUGGCCCUGGCUGCGGCCAUGAAGCGCUUCUUCUCCUGCUCCAGCUCACAGGUGGCGGUGGAGAGAUGGAACCGCCGUGACCAGAAGCUGCUGGAGGCCGUGCAGCGGGGGGACGUGGGGCGCGUGGCCGCCCUGGCCUCCAGGAAGUCUUCCCGACCCACCAAGCUAGACGCCAACGGCCAGUCCCCCUUUCAUCUGGCAGCCUCCAAGGGCCUGACAGAAUGUCUGACUAUCCUGCUUGCANUGGGGACCCCACGGUGGGUAUGGGAUGAGAACGUUAACACUCUGUUCCAUGCGGCUUCCCUUUGUGGCUCUUCCCAGCAUGGUGCCAAUGAAGAUGCUGUGGAUGCAGAAAAUCGUAGUCCGCUGCACUGGGCAGCUUCCUCCGGCUGUGCCUCAAGUGUGCUCCUGCUGUGUGACCAUGAGGCCUUCCUGGAUGUCCUGGACAAUGAUGGACGCACACCCCUGAUGAUCGCCUCGCUGGGCGGUCACGCAGCUAUCUGCUCACAGUUACUGCAGAGAGGCGCCCGAGUCAAUGUCACAGACAAGGAUGACAAGUCAGCUCUGAUCCUGGCCUGCGAGAACGGCAGCGCCGAAGUGGCUGAGCUGCUCCUGAGCCAUGGAGCGGACGCGGGGGCGGUGGACAGCGCGGGCCACGAUGCUCUGUAUUACGGCCUGCGCACACAGGACCAGGCACUGUGGAAGCUGCUGCAGCAGGCCCUGAGCUGGCGGCGGGGAGGUCAGGGGCUAGUUCAACACCCAGAUGCUGCAUCUAAGGCCUCUCCAUCUGAACCUCCGGUGGGUUCUCCGCCCAAGAGCCCCCGGGAAGUCAAGCCCGGGGUGGAGCAGGAAAAGGAGCGAGAGGAUGUGUGCUCAGAGGAGUGGAAGUGGAAGUAUGAAGAGGAGCAGAAGAAAGUUUCUCAGUUGGAGCAGGAACUGGUGGGAAAGACAGAAGAGAGCAAGGCUCAGGCUGCAGCCUACCUGGGCCUGGCCAACCAGAUCCGGGAGCAGGUGCAGGAGCUGGGGCGGCUGCUCUUCCGGGAGCCCAGAGCUCCAGGCGGGCCGAGUCCUGGCAUCCGUCCUGGAGGGGAUGGCAUGGAGCAGGGCUGCCCCCUGGACCUGCUGGCUGAGGGCAUACGAGAGCUAAAGAAGCAGCAGCAGGCAGUAGCCGCAGCCGCAGCCAGCCCAGUGUUAGCUGCCAAGAAGACCGAAGAUUCGGCCCCCCGGGACAUGUAUUAUGAGGCCCAUGGAAGGUCCCAACCAGAACAGGGGCCACCCCAGGGCCCGGUGUCUGAGAUCCCGGGGGAAGCCACAGGGCAGCAACAGACGACUGUCGGUGGGCAGGCCCUUGGCCCUGAGCAUGCAGACCAGCCGCAUGCUGGCCAGAAGGAGAGGCCGAAGGCCCCCGGGGCGGAAAGAGCAGGCACAGCGGCUGAAGCAGCGGGCACAGCAGCCAUGAACCAGCUACUGCUACAACUGAGGGAGGAGCUGGCUGCCGCGUGGCGAGAGAAGGAUGCUGCCCUGGGGGCUUUGUCAAGACCCGUCCUGGAGGGAGUUCUGGGGAAGUCCCGGGCGGAGGCCACAGCGGCCGCCUGGGAGAAGAUGGAGGCCAGGCUGGAGCAGGUGCUGCUGAAGCUGGAUCGGGCCAAGGCGGGGCUGCGAGCAACCCCUGCGACCCCUGCGACUCCUGCCCAGGAGUCCAGAGAAGGAGCCCCAAAGGCAGGCUCCGAAGAGGAUGGAGAGAAGGCGACGUGGGCUCCCGGGACCCAGCGGGAGUCUCCAGGGGCCCCGGGCAGGCCGCAGACGCCGGGAGGAGGGCUGGCCAAGGGGAUGCUGGAGAAGGAGGUGUCGGCCCUGAGGCUGAGCAACAGCCACUUGCUGGAGGAGUUGGGGGAGCUGGGCCGGGAGCGGCAGCGGCUGCAAGGGGAGCUGCAGUCCCUGAGCCAGCGGCUGCAGCGGGAGUUUGUGCCCCGGCCCGUGGCGCAGGUCCAGCUCCAGCAGCUGCGGCGGAGCGUGGGGCUCCUGACGGACGAGCUGGCGGUGGAGAAGGAGGCCACGGAGAAGCUGCGGAGGCACCUGGCGUCCCAGAGCAGCGGCCUCCGCGGGCUGUGGGACUGCCUGCCCCCCGACCUGGUGGGCAAGGCCGGUGCCCGGCGCCCCGGCCCCGAGCCCCUGCAGGAGCUGCAGGCCUGCAUCAGCGCCCUGGUCGCCAGGCACCGCGAGGCGCAGCAGGUGCUGGCGAGGCUGGAGGAGGAAAACCAGCGGCUGCGGGGAGCCCCCGCCCCGCCCCCGGGGCCGGGCCCCUCCCCCCAGGUGGCAGCACCCCCGGAGGUGGCCGCUCUGGAGCAGGACCUGGGGCAGCUGGAGGAGGAGCUGCGCGCCGUGCAGGCCUCGAUGCGCGGGAAGAGCCAGGAGAUCGGGAAGCUGAAGCAGCUGCUGUACCAGGCCACGGAGGAGGUGGCCGAGCUGCGCGAGCGGGAGGCGGCCAGCCUGCGGCAGCACGAGCGGGCGCGCAGCUCGCUGGCGGCCCAGGCUCAGGCGUGGGGCCAGGAGCUGAAGGCCCUGCUGGAGAAGUACAACUCGGCCUGCCGCGAGGUGGGCCGCCUGCAGGAGGCCGUGGCCGACGAGCGCUGCCGAAGCGGGGACCUGGCGGCCCGGGCCACGGAGCAGGAGCGCCAGGCCAGCGAGAUGCGCGGGCGCUCGGAGCAGUUUGAGAAAACGGCGGGGCUGCUGAGAGAGAAGAUGGAGCAUCUUCUGGGGGCUUGCCAGGACAAGGAGGCCAAGAUCAAGGAGUUGCUGAAGAAGGUGGAGCAGCUUUCAGAGGAAGUCCUAGCAGUUCGGGGGGAAAAUGCUCGCCUUGCCUCGCAGCUGCGGGAUUCUCAGAAGAACCAUGAAGAGAUCAUCUCUACCUAUAGAAACCAUCUACUGAGUGCUGCUCAGGGCUACAUGGAACAAGAUGUAUACAAUAUCCUGCUGCGAAUCCUCAGCAGGCAGGAGAAGAGGGACAGCGCGGGCCCUGAGGGGUCCGGGAUUCCUCUCCUGUGA